This is a messenger RNA of Neltuma alba, 1988 nucleotides long. Its product is annotated as B3 domain-containing transcription factor NGA1. Gene Ontology annotation, molecular function: DNA-binding transcription factor activity; DNA binding. The transcript is spliced from 2 exons. Lineage: Eukaryota; Viridiplantae; Streptophyta; Magnoliopsida; Fabales; Fabaceae. Bases 261 to 1670 code for a protein of 469 amino acids. The record is from RefSeq and is a predicted model, not a curated record.
UCUUCUCUUAUAUUUGUUCUGUGUAGGUCAACAAAACAACAACUUGACCCCCUCCAUGGCUGGUCUUUCUUAGGGUUUGAAGCCCCUCCUGGUCAAAUAAGAAGGCACCGACUCUUUAUUGUCUUGUACUACUGAUCGAUUUGUGAACCCCCUUUUUUUUUUUUUUCCUCUCAAAUCUUGGGACUUAGCUUCUCUCUCUCUCGACUAUCAACUAUAUAUCUGAUUGAGGUGAGAAAUCACGGUGGGUCACUCAGAAUUUCAUGGAAUUGACGCGAGAAGCUGCAAAAGGGUAUUCUGAUCACAGCAGAGAAGAAGAAUUACUGGAGGAGGAAGAGGAUUUAGCUGAAACGAGUAAUAAAGAAAGCAGUAAGCAAUACUAUCCCUUUUCUUCUUAUUCUUCAUCACCUCCUAAUCUAUGGUUGGGGAUGCCUCCUCAUCAUCAUCAUCACCCUCAUGAUCAUCACCAUCAACAACAAUCUCCGGAGGCCACAACCCCUUGUGAAUCUCACAAUUCAUCAUCUGGGUUAGGGUUACACCAUCAGGAUGCACCUUCUAAUUCCAAUUCCGCCAUUAACAAUCCCAAGAAGCUAGAUUUCAUGGACUUAUCACUCGGAAACAAGGAAGAAGAUGAAGCCAACAAGCCUAUCGAGAAAGAGCACAUGUUUGAUAAGGUUGUGACGCCCAGCGAUGUGGGCAAACUGAAUCGCCUCGUCAUACCAAAACAGCACGCCGAGAGGUACUUCCCGCUCGACUCUUCCUCCAACGAGAAAGGCCUUCUCUUGAAUUUCGAGGACCGCAACGGCAAGCUAUGGCGUUUCCGGUACUCCUACUGGAACAGCAGCCAGAGCUAUGUGAUGACCAAGGGGUGGAGCCGUUUUGUUAAAGAGAAGAAGCUUGACGCCGGCGACAUUGUAUCCUUCCAACGAGGCCUCGGUGAAUUGUAUAGGCAUAGGUUGUACAUAGACUGGAGGCGCCGCCCGGAUUACUCCGCCACCGAUCAUCAUCGCCAUGUCGCCGCAAUUACACCGUUACUCCUUCCGAAUCAGUAUUCCAUCAGAUGGGAUGGCAGAUUAUACUCGGUUCCCACGGCUGCGCCGGUGAUGCCGCCACCACCGCGACCCCACGAGCAUUUCCCACAAGUGAACUACAACAAUUACCCCUUUCAGCAACAACACCAGCUACUUCAGUACCCGCGACAACAUCAUCAUCAUCAUCACCAGCUCUAUAGUGGAAGUCAAGGAAGCUAUAAUGAGCUGAAUUUGGGAUCUGGGUCGCUUUACUACCUGAGGACGUCGUCAGCGUCGGCGCCGGGAGAUCGGAAUUUAAUUGAGCAGAGAGAGGGAGGGGGCAAUAUAAGUCCGAUGAUAAUCGAUUCCGUUCCAGUAGUCCAUGGUAAGAGCAGUUCUAGUAGUGGUAGAAUUACUGAUACUACAGCAAAGAAGCUUAGGCUAUUUGGGGUGAAUAUGGAAUGUUCUUCGUCAUCAAACACAGUAGGACAUGUGCCAAUGGCUGAUUCAUCACUUUCCUCACCAAAUCUUCAGUAUUUGAGAGAAUCCCAUGAAGGAGAAGACCCACUUUCUUCAUCAUCGUCAGCAUCAAGGUUUGCAGAUCAAAAGGGGAAAACUUCGGUGCUUUUUGAUUUGAAACCGUCCUUCCAAUACCGACAGUAGCGAAUCAGUGAUGACCAAAUUCAAACACUCCCUUUUGCAGCAUUAUGUUAUAUUUCGAUCAACCUCUUUUUUUCCCCCUAAAUAAUUAGUGUUUAAUCAAUUAGCUUUUGGAUUUUAGUACAUUCUGAACUGCUCAAUGCAUCACCAAUUAUAUAUAUUAUAUAGCUCGGGGGUUUGUUUGGGUCCCGAUGAAAUGGACCAUCGUUUCGCGACCACGAAAGGCUAAUGAGAUCCAUGGGGAAUUAACUACGUUUCAGACCUUUCAACUGUAUAAAUAUAUAGUAGUAAUACAAUAUAUAUAUAUAUAUCGAAUGAUCA